This is a messenger RNA of Cherax quadricarinatus, 1384 nucleotides long. The record is from RefSeq and is a predicted model, not a curated record. NCBI's taxonomy places the organism in Eukaryota, Metazoa, Arthropoda, Malacostraca, Decapoda, Parastacidae.
UUGGAGGAGAGGUGAGUUCCAGGUGUUGUUCUCUCACUUUACACUACCACUACGCACUCUAAGGCGAGUUCCAGGUGCUGUUCUCUCUACACCACCACCACGCACUCUGAGGAGGGGCCGCAGGAUGGGCACCACGGGCAGCAGAGACAUCCGCAAGUACCCACUGGAAACCUUGUGUGACCACGACGGAGGUAUUAACUGUGUCGCUGCCUCUGACGAUGAGUCUAUCCUCGUCACCGGUUCUGAGGACAAGACGGCCCGAGCCUGGUCCAUUGGUGGCCCGGAAACUGAGUGUAUUGGUAUCAUGAGAGGACACACAGGCUACGUCACCUGUGUGUCAGUGUUCGACACCUACGUCAUCACAGGCUCAGCCGACAACACCCUCAGGAAGUGGGACAUCAUCACCUGUGACUGUCUCUACACCUACUAUGGUCACACGUCGCGGGUGACCAGAGUGUUGUGCACGGGAGAGUAUGUGAUGAGUACGUCACAGGACAACACUGCCAAGGCUUGGUACAUUGACGACGAGGACAUCGAGGACCACGACGAGAACUCUGUCUGCAUCAAAACGUUCGAGGGCCACACUGGAGGUAUCUACUGCCAAGUGAUCAUCCCGGGGGAACCAGUGGAAGACGUGAUGGGUGCAGGAGAUGUGCUCAUCACCGGCAGUAUGGACUGUACUGCACGAUCAUGGCUCUUCACUACCGGUGCCUGUCUUAAGAAGUUUGAGGGACACACAGGGUGUGUGAGCAGCAUGAGCACUGACCUGACCGCCAGGAUCCUCUACACUGGUAGCGCAGACAGCACGCUACGUAGCUGGGACAUCGCUACAGCUACCUGCUUCAGGGUGUUCCAGGGUCACCCUAGUCACGUAGUGUGCUUGGUGGCGAUGAAGCAACUGGUCUAUAGCGGUGACGGCACCGGAGUUGUCAAAGUGUGGGAGGCAGGCUCCGGGGACGUGGUACCCAAGAAACCCAUCCCUGGCCGGAAACCUCUCACCGUGGAACCCAUUACCACCUUCUCCGGCCACACCAACACUGUCAACUGCCUCAGAUUCCACAAAGGCAUAUUGUACACGGGGUGUAGCGACAACAUCAUACGAGCCUUCGACGUAACAAGCAAGGAGAUGCGGGCAGCGUACCUGGGACACAAGAUCGGUGUCAACUGCUUGAUGGCGUGCAGGAACAAACUGUAUUCUGGCUCCAACGACACUACCAUCAUGGUCUGGGACCUCGCUAAACGCAGUAAUGAAAUGGAUUUAUUAGAAACCAGCGAUGAUGACGACGACGACGACGACGAUGACGAUGAUGAUGAUGAUGACGACGACGAGAAAAAGGAUGACAAAAAUGAAGAUAACAAGUAAAAGAACUAAGCGAAGCACUGG